UUUUCUUUAUUUUUCAAUAAAACUUACUUCAUUUAUUAAAAAAUAAACUGAAAAAAUUCAACGUUAUUGGAGAAAUUAGGAAUUUCUGGUCUUCUUGUAAAAGCAACGUCUCUGGGUCCAAUCCAAUUUCUCCGGCGAAAGGUUCAAAACUAACUCAGGCUCUGAUAAUGCUUUCAGAAAAAGAUUUAUCAAAGUGGGAUGGUACAAUAUCAGCUGAUGAAUUUCGUGAAGGAGCUCAUGCUUUUUCUGAGAAAUGGAAGAGAAUUUGUCAUACACAUAAUCAUGAUUUACCUCUUUGGUCUUGGGUUUCUUGUCUAAAUCCACCUCUCUUCACUUCCCACGAAGUAGAUGGAUAUCUGUCACUGGAGAAGAUGUGCGUUUUGAGGUCUGACAAGAUACAUGACGAGGAAGCUGGUCAUGCAGUAAUGGAAGAGCCUAAUUGCUUGGAAAACGAAGAGCGUAUUGAUCCUGCAACGCUGGUUAAGCAAGCUGCUCAGGAAGUGCAUUACUAUGACUUCCAUGCUGUGUACAGCAGCUCUUACAGGAUUCCAAUGUUAUUUUUCCGUGGUUAUAGUUCUGAUGGACAGUCGUUAAUGUUGGAUCAAAUUGAAAAAGAUCUUCCACCCAGCUCUGUUCAGGUGCUUACUGAUUCAAAGUGGACAUUCAUAACGCAGCAGGAGCACCCUUAUUUGAAUAGACCAUGGUACACACUGCAUCCAUGUGGAACAAGCGAAUUGAUGAAGUUACUCUUGAGUGACACUUCUGUUUCUGGAGAUAAAGUUACAGCAGAAUGGUAUUUGAUAUCAUGGCUCUCAGUUGUUAGCCAGGUUGUUGGUCUUAGGAUGCCUCUUCAGAUGGCAGCUCUAUAUCAGAUGUAGUUCGUCACAUUCCCUACGUCUGCCCACCCCGCACCCUCGGAGAAACGGCGUGACACUUGAGGUGCUAGAGUUUGAUUUUGUUUUUGGUGCAACAUUCUUACAUCUCUCUCCAACCUGCCCUGUUCUGUUCAUGAAUUGGCUUUCAUCUGAACCUCAGAUAGCGAAAAGAGAUUGUUAGGUUAGAAUAUUAUUGUUGGCUGGUCAUCGAUUAUCUUAAAGAGCUUUAGUUGUGAAUCAAAUCUUUGCACACCACCUCUCUAUAACCGAGUAGAGGUAUAUUUGGUGAAGCAACAUAGUUUCCCUCCAUGUUAUAUACUUCAUCUGUUUUAUAUUAGUUGACUUUCAAAGUCUCCAAUGUAUUCAUGUAAUCAUUAAUAUCUUAAUUACGUAUCAAUAGAAUUUAUGAAAAAUAGAUGUAUUAUACUUCUAGACGAA
This is a messenger RNA of Beta vulgaris subsp. vulgaris (sugar beet), 1313 nucleotides long. Its product is annotated as ubiquitin-like-conjugating enzyme ATG10. The transcript has 7 exons. Gene Ontology annotation, molecular function: Atg12 transferase activity. Lineage: Eukaryota; Viridiplantae; Streptophyta; Magnoliopsida; Caryophyllales; Amaranthaceae. Gene Ontology annotation, biological process: protein modification by small protein conjugation; macroautophagy; protein lipidation. The record is from RefSeq and is a predicted model, not a curated record. Gene Ontology annotation, cellular component: intracellular anatomical structure. The coding region runs from base 168 to 878 and encodes 236 amino acids.